UGUAAUGUCAACUUCCCUAAAAUGGAUGAUGAUGAUGACAUUCCCCAGCUUUCAUCCCAUACGCUGGCUGCCCUCCAAGAGUUCUAUUUGGAACAGCAGCAGAGAGAGGGCAUGAAGACCUCCCAAGGAUUUAAUCAAUAUUCCAUUGGCUCAAUAGAAGAAGACUGGCAACUGAGCCAGUUUUGGUACAGUGAUGAAACUGCAUUGUGCCUGGCUAAGGAAGCAGUCCUGGCAGCUGGAAAAGGUGGCAGGAUAGCAUGCAUUAGUGCACCGAGCGUGUACCAGAAAUUGAAAGAACAGGAUGGUGAAGAUUUUUCCUUGUGUAUACUGGAGUAUGACAGAAGGUUUUCUGUGUAUGGAGAAGAAUUUAUUUUCUAUGAUUACAACCACCCUCUGGACUUACCUGAAAAUCUCCUGCCACACAGUUUUGACAUUGUAAUAGCAGAUCCACCCUAUCUGUCUGAGGAAUGUCUUCAAAAGACUGCAGAGACCAUCAAAUAUCUAACUAAAGGAAAGGUUCUGCUUUGCACAGGUGCAGUCAUGGAGGAGCAGGCAGCAAAGCAUCUUGGUGUGAAGAUGUGCAAGUUUAUUCCAAAACACUCACGAAAUUUAGCCAAUGAAUUUCGAUGUUAUGUGAACUAUGCUUCUGGGCUGGACUGAUUCUCCUAAGAUCAUCUACAGGUCUACAACUUUUUCAGUCAAGCUUCUUUCUUUUUUUUUUUUUUCUUUAUCAGUUGCACUACGUUUUUUAGGGCUGAAAUAUUCUAAGUACUGUUUUCUGGGGUAGCUGGAAUCAACAUGGUGUGAUAGCCUCUCUCUUUUGAACAAGUAAGCCUUUGCAGUUACUGUGUUUUGUAUUAGGUAAAUGCAGACCAAGCAAUGCAGGCGCUGGAUAAUGGGAACUUCUCUGUUAGAGUUUCAUUUCAACUGGUAGCUUUUACCAUUUGAGGACACAUCAGUGACUUCUUUGAAGUGAUUUUAGCUUAUAACAGCAGAUGGGUGUUUGCCUUGCAGGUAUCAGAAUCAUCGUAGCCAAAGAACUUGAUACUUCUGUAGUAAUGUGACCCAUACGUGUCCCUUAAAUCUUGUAUCUUAAUGGCUCUGAUUAAAUAUAGUGCCUGCUUUUUAAUAAUUUCAAUGUCAAGGUAAAGAGGAACUAGGGGUAUGUCAAGUUUAUAGUUCAAGAAUGUUGUUUUUUUUUUUUCCAAUUGCCUGGUUUUAUCUUUUUCUCCUGUUCCACAGACAGCAGCAGAGCAGUAGAAUAGAAGCAUCUUAAAAAUCAUUGAAUCUUAAAAGGCCACUGAGGAAUAACAUAUUGAUAAACUCCCACUGUUUCAAAUAGAAUGAAGUUAGAUUUUAUAUUCAGGGUUUGGAUCAUAUUUCAGUCAAAAUAGAUGAUACAGUUGAAAAACUUUGCUUUGCAUAAGUAGAUUUUUGAUAACUGGGAAUUUUAAGGCCAGUUUUGACUAAACUUUUUACUACACUAUUGAAAUAUUUUUGGGUGGAAGUUAGUUCAUAAAUUUCAAGGCACUCAAUGCUUUUAUAGUUUCUGAAAACACUCUACAAAACACAAGCACUUGUCUUUGUAUGCCAUACUGUG
Messenger RNA from Cinclus cinclus, 1600 nucleotides. RefSeq names its product EEF1A lysine methyltransferase 1 (gene EEF1AKMT1). The coding region runs from base 22 to 660 and encodes 212 amino acids. Gene Ontology annotation, molecular function: nucleic acid binding; protein-lysine N-methyltransferase activity. Gene Ontology annotation, biological process: methylation. NCBI's taxonomy places the organism in Eukaryota, Metazoa, Chordata, Aves, Passeriformes, Cinclidae. The record is from RefSeq and is a predicted model, not a curated record. The transcript is spliced from 5 exons.